CAUACUACUACAUUUUUAAAGGACUUGUUCGGAUUAAUUAGUUAGUGCCUUGUUUCACUGAGGGUGGUGCCUCUAACUUUGAGAUAUUGGUUAUCGUUUUCAGUUUGUCUUUUGCUCCUGUCUUUUGCUCUCAGGUGUCCUUUCCCAUAAUAUGGCAUGCAGAUGACUAUGGCUGCCAGGCCUACACACAGCCUGCUGCUCCCAACUACUUUAAUGGGAUUUAGGUAGCCUAACUGCAGGCAGGACUGCAGCCUCUGAACCAAUUUGAUACAUUGCAGUUCUGCUAAUUUAAAUCCUGGCCUGCAUUUGUCUAUCAAAUCCAGUUGUGAGCGUCAGGAACUGGGGGCCUCCUUGGCUACUUAGGGAUGAUGAAAUUAGUUGAAAGGGGAAAGCAACACAGAAGCUUUUCCAAGAUUUUUGCAAGCAGUAUUUUAGAAGCCUUGGAUUACACAGAACCAAUCUGUCUGAGGAACAGUCGCAUCUACUGCUUUGUAUUUUUUACCGUAGCUUCUGGCUUCUGCCAGGUGAAAUUGCUGAUCUUCCAACAGCUUACAAGAAGAAGGAAUCCAGUUAGCUCUGGAAACAAUGCCAAAUCGCUGCUCUGGAACCUUGAUCAGUUCCCUUCAGUUUCAGACUCUGAGUGAGGACAAAACUUUCCUGGAGAUUCACAUGGGAAGACUCUCAGAUAUGGAGGUACCUUUAAUGAAGAAUCUGUGUUGGAUAAACAAGACGGAAUUCUGUUACACCUGGGAAGCCACCGCACACUUGAAUAUCUCCUUGGAGUCCAGCCUUUCUUCCAACACGGAGUGCUACAGCAUCGGUUGGACGCCUCUGCACUGCCAGGUUAAGAUCAAGGACUGCUUUUCCAUGGUAAAUAUUUCCUGGUAUGGAGGAGCGAGUGUCAGCAGCCAGCAUUGGCCUCUGAACAACGUGAGCAUCAAGUCCCAGCCGUUCAUUAUCAGCAACCUCGCCAAAACCCCAGCUGCUUAUGGCUCUGUCUUAGAAAGAUAUUUUUUGGGAUCAACUGGAGUGACAGUGAUGAUUGCCUCAGACAUACCCAUCUUCCUCUCAGUAGAGAGGAACAAACAUUUUUGCCUUGAGAGUACCCUUGGCGUCAACAUGGCAUCCCUGCAGUACACAGUGUGUGUCAGUCAAAACAUCACGUCUGCCCAUCAGGAAGUGGGAAGCCAGCUUUCAGGACAUCAGCGGAAGCUGCCAGAUACUGACAUACUAAGGUUGCCUGUCUGGAGCUAUUACAGAGCAGCAGAUUCUGCUGCCAAGGUGGAGCGAGGAUUAAGAUAUUUCUUCAACAGACUGCAAAGGCAUCACCUCGGGGAGGGGCUAAUCGCUCUCAGUGAACUUUCCACAGUGCUACUUGGUAAUACGGAACACAAGUUUUUACCUGUGAUGAGACGAAAAGGGUUGCAUAGUCCAAGGCUUGCCAUGGACUCCUCACUUACAAAACAUCUAAAGCUUUCCAUAACUGUGUCCCCUUUUGCAAGCAUCAACUCCCAACUUUUUCAGAUGUCUCUACAAGAAGGCAAAGAAGACUAUUGGCUGAGCCGCCACUCUGAAUCUGGUGACUACUCGGUGCCGCUGCUCACCAGAUGGAAAGGGCAGUUUUCUGCUCAGCUAAAUGUGACCAGCCGGGCUGCGGUGCUCUGGUACAUGGACCAAGUGAGCCUCUUGAGGCAGCGACUGGGAGCAGAGUAUUUGGUUUUCGAAAGUGGCGAAGGCAGUUGGUUUAUGGAGCAAGCAGUCCCACCUCCCACAGAACUUGGAGGGGAUAAGUACAUUCACAUUUUAGCCUCAAUGGCAGCUGCAUUGGGAAACACGUCAAUAAUUAGCGCCGGCAUGAGAGCCAGCCACCUGCCGCUCUUUCUCCAAAUGAACCCCCGCCAGUCCGACUGGAGCUACGCUGGCUUGAAAGGGAUUAUUCCAUCGGUGCUUCAUUACAGUCUUCUUGGUUAUAACUUUUUUAUUCCGGAUGCAAUAGGAGGAAGUCUUGCAAAUGAAUUUCUGAUUGAUGAAGAGCUAUAUAUUAGAUGGCUGCAGAUUGUGACUUUCCUUCCUGUGAUGUCUUUCCAUACUCCACCGUGGGUCUGUUGUGAUGACUGGGUGCUGAAUCUCACCAGGCACUAUGUUCAGACACAUCAGAGUUUUGUGGUGCCUCUUGUUGAAAAAUACAGCAAGGAGUGGCUCUCUGUAGGAUACCCUAUUUUUCGACCUGUAUGGUGGCUCAGCCCCACUGAGUCCAUUACCUUUACAAUUGAUGAUGAAUUUCUCAUAGGAGAUGAGGUCCUUGUUGCCCCAAUAACUGAACAAGGGCAACGUCAAAGAGAUAUUUACCUGCCCAGAGAAGGUCAGAAGUGGAAGGACAUCAACACGGCCCAGGUGUUUGAUGGAGGGACCUUCAUCAGGAACUAUUCAGUCUCUCUCAUGGAUGUGCCUGUUUUCGUUAAGACUUUCUAGAUUCCAAAUCUGACUCAGAUCUCAGAAGGUUUCCCUGUAUCUCAGAGAAGGAUUGCCAACAAGAGCAUCCAUGUUGACAAGGAAGUUCUCUCUUUUUCUGAAAAGAGUUUCCAGUCCACUGCAAUGUUUCCAGGAUCUGUAUAUUGAAAGAACUAUUAAAUGUGUGCAUUUAAAAUAGA
Messenger RNA from Podarcis muralis (Common wall lizard), 2651 nucleotides. The record is from RefSeq and is a predicted model, not a curated record. Lineage: Eukaryota; Metazoa; Chordata; Lepidosauria; Squamata; Lacertidae.